ACUACCCCACCAUUACCACUUCCAUCUGUCAUCUCCGCCUUUCAUGCCCAAACUUCGAUACUCAAAAUUAACCUAACAAACUUCACACAACCUUUCUUCGUUCGAUUUCUUGAUCUGCUGUGUUCUGCUGCUUUUGUUACUGACCCCUUCUUCCAGAUUCAAGAGUUUUUUGUUCUGUCCGCUGUGUGGUAAUGGCGGACAAAGUGAAACAAAUCUUGUCCAGACCUAUUCAGUUAGCUGAUCAGGUGGUCAAAGCAGCGGAUGAAGCCACUUCCAAUAAACAAGAUUGCGCUGAACUCAAAUCCAAGACGGAAAAACUCUCCGCACUGCUUAGACAAGCCGCUCGAGCAAGUUCAGAUCUUUACGAACGUCCCACGCGCCGGAUCAUUGACGACACCGAACAAGUCCUCGAGAAAGCACUGGCUUUAGUCCUCAAGUGCCGCGCCAAUGGGUUGAUUAAGCGCGUCUUCACCAUCAUACCGGCUGCUGCGUUUCGUAAAAUGUCGUCGCAAUUAGAGAACUCAAUCGGAGACGUUUCGUGGCUUCUCCGCGUCUCCGCUUCAGGGGAUGACCGUGAUGACGAGUACUUAGGCCUCCCACCAAUCGCUGCUAACGAGCCAAUACUUUGUCUGAUAUGGGAACAAAUCGCAAUUCUAUAUACAGGGUCACUUGAUAACAAAUCCGACGCCGCAGCAUCGCUUGUAUCACUAGCACGUGAUAACGAUCGGUACGGGAAGUUGAUUAUCGAAGAAGGUGGGGUCGGCGCGUUAUUGAAAUUAGUGAAAGACGGUAAACUAGAAGGUCAAGAAAAUGCAGCUAGAGCAAUUGGGCUGCUUGGACGUGACCCGGAAAGUGUGGAACACAUGAUCCACAGUGGAGUAUGUUCGGUGUUUGCGAAAAUACUGAAAGAAGGACCUAUGAAGGUACAAUCUGUUGUUGCGUGGGCUGUGUCUGAAUUAGCAUCACAUUAUCCGAAAUGUCAGGAUCUUUUUGCACAACAUAAUAUAAUUCGGUUGCUUGUUGGCCACCUGGCUUUUGAGACUGUUCAGGAACAUAGUAAGUAUGCUAUUACCAGUAACAAAGCUAUAUCUAUUCAUGCUGUUGUUGUUGCUAGUAGUAAGAAUACUAAUUCGAUUGCGAAUGGUAAUAAUAGUAAUAAGUAUAUGCCUCAUGAUGAUGAUGAUGAUAAGCAUCGUCAGAUUCCUCAUCCAAUGGGAAACAAGGCUCCAAGUCAAAUGCAUACUGUGGUUACAAAUACAAUGGCAAUGAAGGCUGGAUCGAUGACGGUUGAGAAACUGGGGAAUGUUACAAAUCAGAGCAACAAUGUGAAAAGUAAUGGUUUCACCAAUAACAAUGCAAAGCAAAAUCAUCAGUUGCAGCAUCAGCAGAAUCAUUCGCUUUCAGGGGUUAGUAUAAAGGGAAGAGAACUGGAAGACCCUGCUACUAAGGCCUACAUGAAAGCGAUGGCAGCAAGAGCACUUUGGCAGCUUGCCAAGGGAAAUGCACCCAUUUGUCGCAGCAUAACUGAAUCCAGAGCAUUGUUAUGUUUUGCGGUUCUUUUGGAGAAAGGAUCUGAAGAAGUUCAAUACAAUUCUGCCAUGGCAUUGAUGGAAAUCACAUCAGUGGCAGAGCAAGAUACCGAAUUGAGAAGAUCUGCAUUCAAACCCAAUACGCCUGCCUGCAAAGCUGUUGUUGAUCAGCUAUUGAUUAUCAUUGAAAAAGCGGAUUCUGAUCUUCUUAUUCCAUGCAUCAAGGCCAUUGGAAAUUUGGCUAGGACUUUCAGAGCAACAGAAACAAGGAUGAUUUCUCCAUUGGUUAAACUUCUUGAUGAAAGAGAAGCUGAAGUUUCUAGGGAGGCUGCAAUUGCGCUUACAAAGUUUGCCUGCAGUGAUAAUUAUCUUCACGAUGACCACUCCAAGGCAAUUAUAACUGCAGGAGGUGCAAAGCACUUGGUUCAGCUAGUGUAUUUUGGAGAACAAAUUGUUCAGUUAUCAGCAGUGGUUCUUUUAUGCUACAUUGCCAUGCAUGUACCAGAGAGCGAGGAACUCGCACAAGCUGAAGUGCUCCCCGUGCUAGAAUGGGCAUCUAAGCAGAGCUGCAUGAUCCAAGAUGAAAUAAUUGAAUCAUUGUUACAAGAAGCCCAAAGUAAACUGAAGCUUUUUCAGUCUAGAGGUUCGAGGGGAUUCCAUUGAUUCAUCCGCUGUUGCAACCAAAUUCUCAAUUUGUUGUUCCUGUUUCAUUAUUCUAAUUGAGUGUACAUAAAAUUAGAUGUUAUCCUGUAAUUGUUUAGAAGUAUGUUUAGUCCUUUACAAAGCAGCUUGCUGCUGCUUCUUUUUGUGCUUUUCCCCAUUUGUUAAUGUUAAGUUUCAUGGCUCAACUUAAGCCACCCAGAACCAAUUAUUAGUUUGGGUAU
Messenger RNA from Pistacia vera, 2413 nucleotides. RefSeq lists its product as uncharacterized. The record is from RefSeq and is a predicted model, not a curated record. Gene Ontology annotation, molecular function: protein binding. Bases 192 to 2192 code for a protein of 666 amino acids. The transcript has a single exon. NCBI's taxonomy places the organism in Eukaryota, Viridiplantae, Streptophyta, Magnoliopsida, Sapindales, Anacardiaceae. Gene Ontology annotation, biological process: cell surface receptor signaling pathway.